Leptosomus discolor (cuckoo roller) is the source of this 291-nucleotide messenger RNA. Its product is annotated as C-C motif chemokine 4 homolog. Lineage: Eukaryota; Metazoa; Chordata; Aves; Leptosomiformes; Leptosomidae. Gene Ontology annotation, cellular component: extracellular region. Gene Ontology annotation, molecular function: chemokine activity. Gene Ontology annotation, biological process: immune response. The record is from RefSeq and is a predicted model, not a curated record.
AUGAAAGUCUUCUCCUUGGCCCUGCUCACCCUGCUGCUGGCAGCUCUCUGGACUGGAAGCCAGGGUGUCUCCUUUCGCAGCUUCUACAACAAGUGCUGCUACAAAGAGAUGUUUGUUCAUCAGAAAAUCCCUGACUCCCUCAUCAGGAGCUACCAGAAGACGCCUCCCUACUGCUCCCGCAAGGCUGUGCGUGUGGAGCUGCUGAAGGGGAGAAAGUUCUGCAUAGACCCGGAGGAGGGCUGGUUCCAGCAGUACCAGCGGAGGAAGGAGUUGACCAGCACCUCCACAUGA